AGGGUAUGGCAGCCUUGAAGAAGUUCUUUAUCAAGCAGAAGCUUGCCAAAAAGCAAAAGCAAAACAGGCCGAUGCCACAGUGGGUGCGCAUGAAAACCGGAAAUACGAUGAAAUACAACGCAAAGAGACGCCACUGGAGACGUACCAAGCUGAAGCUCUAAGUGUCCAGCUGUCAAAUGCUGCCACUUUUUGUUAUUUUAUGUUAUCGAUCUUUUCUCGAUAAAAUUGUUGUUAGCGCU
Molecule: messenger RNA, 239 nt
Organism: Cylicocyclus nassatus
Lineage: Eukaryota; Metazoa; Nematoda; Chromadorea; Rhabditida; Strongylidae
Source: the annotation of a GenBank genome assembly